AUGCAUCGAACCUACCGACGUCUCUCUUAUCUAUUAAAGGGUAGCGGGGUCGAGUACAACGAAUCCACCGGUCGAGUCGUCGCAUCAGAGGAAUGGUGGAACAGAAAAAUAAGGGAGAAUAAAUACUACAGGGAGUUCAAAGACAAGGAUGUGAGUGAGAUAUACAUUCGCUAUCGUACACUUUUUGGCGACAGCUACGAUGGGGAGAAGUACGCGGUCACGCCGACUAAGUUGUGCCGAACGGGGUUCGGGUUGUUUGAGGACAGUGCGCUCGAAGAAACUCGGGAUGCAAUCCCCGUCGAUGAGGAAAGUAGUGGUUCAAGUGACGAGGCUGAGCAAAUGCUCGGUGGAUCCCGCUUAAACGUAUCUGACACCAUAAGCGGUGGUAAAAGAAAGUCCUCCGGUGCGACGCGACGGGGUAAGAAGCAAAAAAAUCUGCACGCGAGCUGUCGUUCUCCAUCGACCGAGCCACAAGUGCCGCAGAGGAAGUGGUGGUGA
Olea europaea var. sylvestris is the source of this 498-nucleotide messenger RNA. RefSeq lists its product as uncharacterized. Lineage: Eukaryota; Viridiplantae; Streptophyta; Magnoliopsida; Lamiales; Oleaceae. The record is from RefSeq and is a predicted model, not a curated record. Bases 1 to 498 code for a protein of 165 amino acids. The transcript has 2 exons.